GUCGUCUCCAUCAACUUCGCACUUGGUUGUGUGUGCCGAACUCGCCGUCCCAAGUAUAGGAGGAGUAGUCGUCUGGUACUGUACGAGUCCAUCUGAGCCGAGUGUUGCUCUACUUGUACUCUCCUCCGCACUGCCUUCCGCGCCACUGCUUUUUCCCCGGCCGUCGAAUCCUUUUCUUGCUCCUCACCGGUCAGAAUCACGUCGGUUUGUCAUCUUGCUCCCCUCGAUCCUCUCCACUCCGCUAUUCGUUCUCUUGAUCCCUUCCUAUGGCUAGCUCGGGCGGAGCACUUCUUGCCUUCGUCUUCCUCCUCCUCCGUUGAUUCGUCUCCCAGGCGAUAGCCGUCGGUGGUUCCUGGAGAUGGCGAGCUCGGGCUCAGCUUUACUGCUCCGUGUCCUCUGCCUCUGCAGCGUCCUGGCGCUCGCCCUCCCGGCCAGGCCGGCCAACGUCACCAUCGGCGCCCUCUUCACCUUCGACUCCGUCAUCGGGAGCUCCGCCAGGGCCGCCAUCGACCUCGCCGUCGCCGACGUCAACCGCGACGCCGCCGUCCUCAACGGCACGCACCUCACCGUCUUCGCGCAGGACACCAAGUGCAGCGGCUUCGUCGGAACCAUCCAAGCGCUGCAGCUGAUGGAGAAGGAGGUGGUGGCGGUGGUGGGCCCGCAGUCGUCGGGGAUCGCCCACGUGGUGUCGCACGUCGUCAACGAGCUCCACGUCCCGCUGCUCUCCUUCGCCGCCACCGACCCGGCGCUCGCCUCCGCGCAGUACCCCUACUUCGUGCGCGCCAUCCGCGGCGACGACUCCUCCCAGAUGGCCGCCGUCGCCGACAUCGCAACCUACUACGGCUGGAGGGAGGUCACGGUCAUCUACGUCGACAACGACUACGGCCGCGGCGGCGUCGACGCUCUCGGCGACGCGCUCGAGGCCAGGCGUGCCAAGGUUUCCUUCAAGGCGUCCCUCCCUCCCGACGCGGACGCCGCCGCCGUCGUCGACCUGCUCGUGCAGGUCAGCAUGAUGGAGUCCAGGGUGUGCGUCGUGCACGUCAACCCGGACUCCGGCCUCGCCGUCUUCGCCGCCGCGCGGUCUCUUGGCAUGAUGACGUCCGGCUACGUCUGGAUCGCCACCGACUGGCUCGCCGCCGCCGUGGACUCGAAGCGGCCGGCCGAUCAUAGGAUGAUGAGCCUCAUCCAGGGAGUGGUCACGCUCCGCCAGUACACCCCGGACUCCGCCGCUAAGAGGUCGCUCAAGUCGAGGUUCGCCGCGGGGCAGCUGAACCGGAGCGCGGCCGUGAACGCGUACGGGCUCUCCGCCUACGACGCCGUGUGGAUGGCGGCGCGAGCCAUCGACGAGUUCCUGGACGACGGGGGGAACAUCACCUUCUCGGCCGACCCGAGGCUGCAGCAGGAGGCGAACGGGAGCAGCACGCUGCGGCUGGACUCGCUCAGGGUGUUCGACCAGGGGGAGCUGCUGCUGCAGAAGGUGAUGCUGGCCAACUUCACGGGAGUCACUGGCGACGUGCGGUUCUCCGCGGGCGGGAAGAGCCUUGUCGACCCCGCCUACGAGGUCCUCAACGUCGGCGGCACGGGCGUCCGGCGGGUGGGAUACUGGUCGAACCACUCGCGCCUGUCUGUCGCCGCGCCCGCGCCCACUCCAACUACCAGAAGCAACCGCAGCAUUGAUCAGCAGCGGCUGUACAGCGUGGUCUGGCCGGGGGAGACGACGUCGCCGCCGCGCGGGUGGGUGUUCCCGAACAACGGCCGGCUGCUGAGGAUCGGCGUGCCGUACCGAACGACGUACAAGCAGUUCGUGUCCAAGGACAGCAGCCCCGACGGCGUGAGCGGGUACUGCAUCGACGUGUUCAAGGCCGCCGUGGCGCUGCUGCCGUACCCUGUCCCCUUCUCCUUCAUCCUCUUCGGCGACGGCGUCAAGAACCCCAGCUACGGCGACCUCGUCAACAAGGUGGCCGACAACUAUUUCGACGCGGCCGUGGGCGACGUGUCCAUCGUGACGAACCGGACGCGGGUGGUGGACUUCACGCAGCCGUACGUGGAGUCCGGGCUGGUGAUCCUGUCGCCGGUGAAGCAGAAGAGCUCCAACGCGUGGGCCUUCCUCAAGCCGUUCACGCUGGGGAUGUGGGCCGUCACCGGCGCCUUUUUCCUCUUCGUCGGCAGCGUCAUCUGGGUCCUCGAGCACCGCUUCAACCCCGAGUUCCGGGGAUCCCCACGCCAGCAGCUCGUCACCAUCUUCUAUUUCGGCUUCUCCACAAUGUUCUUCGCCCACAGGGAGAACACUGUGAGCUCGCUGGGUCGUUUCGUGCUCCUCAUCUGGCUGUUCGUGGUGCUGAUCAUCAACUCCAGCUACACGGCGAGCCUGACGUCGAUCCUGACGGUGCAGCAGCUGUCCACGGGGAUUCAGGGGCUGGACGGACUCCUCGCCAGUGCCGACCCCAUCGGCUACCAGGUCGGAUCCUUCGCCAAGAGCUACAUGAUGCAGGAGCUGAACGUGCCGGAGUCCCGACUCAAGGAGCUCAACAUCGACCAGUAUGCCAACAGCCUCAGGCUCGGCCCGCACAACGGUGGCGUCGCCGCCAUCGUCGACGAGCUCCCCUACGUCGAUCUCUUCCUCUCCACCAACUGCCAGUUCAAGACCGUCGGACAAGAAUUCACCAAGAGCGGAUGGGGAUUCGCGUUCCAGCGGGACUCGCCUCUGGCGGUGGACCUGUCGACGGCGAUCCUGACACUGUCGGAGAACGGUGACCUGCAGCGGAUCCACGAUAAGUGGCUCAGCCCGGGGCAGUGCGCGUCGUCGACGGGCACCAACGUCGCCGUCGACAGGCUGAACCUCAGCAGCUUCUGGGGCCUCUUCCUCAUUUCCGGCAUCGCGUGCUUCAUCGCGCUGCUCGUCUUUUUCACCAGGAUACUGUGCCAGUACGGCAAGUACAACCAGGGCGUCGACGAGGUGACGGACGAGGAGUCCCCGGUGAGGCGACCGGAGCGGAUAAGGAGCAUCAGGGAUCUGAUGGCGUUCGUGGACAUGAAGGAGGAAGAGGUCAAGAGGGCCAUCAGGAGGAAGCCCAGCGACGACCGCCGGGAUAGGUCCAUCGCCAGCUCCGGCGGGGCUUCCUCCCUCUCCCCGUCCACGGUGUAGCCAGCUGCUCUCUCCCGGUAGCCUAAAUGGAUUAACGGUGAUGUUGAUUACCCAAGCUGCGGCGCAAACGAAGUUUGGUGCAGCUGCUGAAACGAUACUGUAAUGUAAUUGCUAAUUAGGCAGUGUUGAUAUGCAUACUCUUACAACAUAGUACAUUGACUAUGGUAUAGGUAGAUUAGAUUUAACUCAUAUUACAAGACUUCAAUUUCUGCAGAAGGGGGAUAUUUUUUCGUUUUUUCCA
Lolium perenne is the source of this 3386-nucleotide messenger RNA. RefSeq names its product glutamate receptor 3.4. Lineage: Eukaryota; Viridiplantae; Streptophyta; Magnoliopsida; Poales; Poaceae. Gene Ontology annotation, molecular function: ligand-gated monoatomic ion channel activity. The record is from RefSeq and is a predicted model, not a curated record. Gene Ontology annotation, cellular component: membrane.